AUGGAAACAAAGUGUGGAAAAAAGAAGGUGGAAGAGGUGAGAACUAAAGUGGGUUUUGAUUGUAGCAUAGUAGUGGAAAGUAGAGGUUUGAGUGGGGGUUUAGUUUUCAUGUGGCAUAAGGAGGAGAACUUCACUCUUCAAUCUUACUCUCAGAACCAUAUCUCGAUGUUUUGGCAACAAGAACUAAGUGCUGAAAAUGUUUUGUUGACUGGUUUCUACGGUUUUCCAGAUACAAACCAUAGAAGUGACAGUUGGAAGCUUAUGAGAUUAUUGAAACCUAGAGAUGGGAUGGCAUGGCUUUGUUUUGGGGAUUUUAAUGAGAUCAUGCAUUAUCAUGAGAAAAAAGGGGGAGCUAGAAGACCCUAUAAACAGCUGGAAGAAUUUAGAAGUAAUGUUGACUUCUGUGGUUUGAGUGACCUGGGUUUUGAGGGCAAUAAAUAUACUUGGUGCAAUAAUAGAGAAGGAUCCCACUUUACAAAAGAGAGACUUGACCGUGCCUUGGGUAAUAUGGAAUUAACCAGGAAAUUUUCAGACUGUAGCAUUCAAACUUUUGCAGCCUAUUCUUCUGACCACAGCCCUAUCUAUAUGGGGUUAAGACUUGGAGAAAGAAGGUAUGUUAGAGGAUGGGGACUUAGACAAAGGAUCUUCAGAUAUGAAGCCUCUUGGAAACUCCAUAAUGAGUGCUCCAGGAUUGUUGCUAAAUGCUGGACACCUCGAAGGCAGCAGAGUGGGUCUUUUUUUAUGAAUUCUCGGAGAAGCCUUGAGCUUUGUAAAGAAGCUUUGUUGAAAUGGAGUAGAACCACCCUGAGUCAGCACAGAAAAGAGACUCAAGCUAAGCUGAAACAAUUGGCUAAUCUGCAAGAGACAAAUACUGGGUCCAGUAUGGAGACCAUUAAGGAGCUAAAGCUGGAAAUUGACAAGUUUCUUGAGGAAGAUAAUGUGAGAUGGAAGCAAAGAGCAAAGCAAGCUUGGCUCAAAGAUGGUGAUAGAAACUCAAAGUACUUCCACAAAUGUGCAAACCAGAGAAGAAAAACAAAUGAGAUCAAGAACUUGUUGAGAGAGAAUGGCAGCUUGACGUGGGACAUGGAGGAAAUCUCUGAAUGCUUUGGGCAGUAUUUCAAGUCUAUUUUCUCGACUUCAAAUCCAGAUGGGAUAAGGGAAUGCCUUUCAAGAGUGGAUAGAAAAGUGGAUAGGGAGAUGAAUAGAAUGCUGGAAAUGAAUUACACGGCAGUGGAGGUGAAGGAAGCUUUAUUUCAAAUGAACCCGAUGGGAUCACCUGGACCUGAUGGCUUUCCUGUAGAGUUCUACCAAGUGCACUGGGAUAUAAUUGGGGAUAAAGUCACUAGAGGGGUACUUGAAGUGCUCAACUCAGAGGGGGACAUUAGCAGCAUUAAUGACACAUACGCUUAUUCCCAAAUUGAAAAGCCACAAAACACGUUUGAAGCCAUGCAUUCCAUGUCUAUUAAAAGUAGAAGGCAGCAAGGUCAUAUGGCAAUAAAGCUGGACAUGAGCAAGGCAUACGACCGGGUAGAAUGGGAUUUCUUGAGAGCUGUGAUGGUGAAAAUGGGUUUUAAUGAGAGAUGGAUCAGGCUGGUGAUGGGCUGUGUGUCAUCAGUUUCAUACUCAAUUCUUAUCAAUGGAUCUCCCCAAGACUUCUUCAAACCUUCUAGAGGAAUUAGACAAGGGGACCCAUUGUCACCCUAUUUGUUCAUCUUGGUGGCAGAGGUACUCAGUAAUCUCCUCAAUCAUGCUGAAAGCGUAAAGAGAAUACAUGGUUAUCCUAUAGGCAGAGGCCAGAUCAUCAUUAAUCACUUGUUUUUUGCAUAUGACAGUUUACUAUUCUGUAGAGCAAAGGCAGAGGAGUGGGCCACCAUCCACGAUUUGCUUAGUCUUUAUGAGAGGGCCUCGGGUCAGCAGCUAAACAAAGGUAAAACUGCUAUUUAUUUUAGUGCUAAUACCCGAAAAGAAGCUAGAGAUUUCAUCUUGAGCAUUGCUGGUACAAGAGCUACUUCAUGCUAUGAUAAGUAUCUAGGCUUACCUGCUUUAGUGGGGAGAUCAAAACAUGAUGCCUUUAAAAGCAUUCUUGAUAGAAUGAGAAGCAAGGAUAGGGAGAAAAAGUUGCAUUGGGUUUCUUGGAAUCUCAUGGGAAAGGCUAAGGAAGCUGGUGGAAUGGGUUUUAGAGAGUUUGAGAGCUUCAACUUAGCAUUGUUGGCUAAGCAAGGCUGGAGGGUAAUUCAAUACCCUGACUCGUUGGCUUCACAAGUUCUUAAGACCAAAUAUUUUAGUAGCUCUAAUUUCUGCCAGGCCAAGAUGGGUGCAAGACCAUCUCUCAUAUGGAGAAGUCUUUUGGCUGCUAAAAACCUCAUAAUUAAAGGAUCUAUUUGGAGAAUUGGAGAUGGUAAGGAGACAAAAAUCUGGAAGGAUAGGUGGCUUCCUAAACCUUCCUCUUUCAUGAUUCAUUGUCAAGGGCAGACUAUAGAUGAAGAAGCGAAAGUUGCUGAUCUCAUUAAUGAAAACACGAAGCAAUGGGAUAGAGAGAAGAUAUUUAGCAUGCUAGGUCCUUUAAAUGCUGCCAUAAUCCAAAGAAUUCCCGUGAGUUCUACAGGUGCAAAAGACAAGCUAAUGUGGUUAGGCACAAAGGAUGGAGGCUUUACAGUGAAAAGUGCAUAUCACCUUCAGAAGGAACUAAUAGCAGAACAGAGGGCAUGCUUAGAAGCUCUACCGACAAAAAAUAACCUUUUCAAAAAGAAGAUAGUGGACUCUCCAUUAUGUCCAAUAUGCUACAGAGAAGAUGAAACAGUUGCUCAUGUGCUGUGGAACUGUGAACCAGCAUUGGAUGUGUGGUGCCAAGGGCCCAUUGUGCUGCAAAAAAGUACGUUGAGGGCAGUAAGCUUCAAGGAGAGUUUUGAACAGCUAAAUGCCCAAUGUGAAACAGAAACAAUGGAACUUUUUGCUAUGACUGCAAGGGGAAUUUGGCAGAGGAGGAAUAAAAGUGUAUUUGAAGGGUCCUUCUUGCAUCCUAACCUAAUAUCCCAGAAUGCGGCUCAACAGCUGGAAGAAUAUAAGGCUGCUCAGCUUGGCUCUAACUCAACAACUAGAAGGAAUCCUAUUCAAGCAGUGAUAUGGAGUCCACCUCCUUCGGGAAUAAUCAAGGUAAACUGGGAUGCUGCACUGUGGGAAGAUCAAGAUAAACUGGGAAUAGGCUUGGUAGCAAGAGAUCAUGAAGGUGGAAUUAUAGCUUCUAAAAAGGUGGCUAAGGCUGGUUGUGUGAUACCAUUACUGGCUGUGGCAAUAGGAGCCUAUCAAGCUGUCAAAUUGGCAUCCGAAAUGAACUUGGAAUCCGUGAUCUUUGAAGGAGACUCUCUUCAGGUUGUUCAAGCAAUAAAUCUGCACAAAGAGAGAUGGGACAGCGUGGGACUGGUGCUUGAUGAUACCAGAAUGUUAUUAGCUCAAGUAGUACAUUGGCAAUUUAACUUUGUUAAAAGAAAUGGAAAUGAAUUAGCCCACUGUCUUGCAAAGAAAGCUUUAGAACUCACGGUGGAAACUUCCGAAAUGGUUGUUAUUCCCAACUGUAAUGAAAUACCUCCUAUGUAA
Molecule: messenger RNA, 3594 nt
Organism: Juglans microcarpa x Juglans regia
Lineage: Eukaryota; Viridiplantae; Streptophyta; Magnoliopsida; Fagales; Juglandaceae
Exons: 4
Coding region: 1-3594 (1197 amino acids)
Molecular function (GO): nucleic acid binding; RNA-DNA hybrid ribonuclease activity
Source: RefSeq, a predicted model, not a curated record